GUCCGUUGGUGUUCUUCGUCCUCUUGCCUCCCUUCCCCCAUCGCCCGUCUUCUUCUUCGCCUCACAUUCCUCCAGGCUCCCCUUUGCCAGCCGGUCUGCAGCAUCAUGGCCUGGCAAAGCCCCAAUGGCCUUGUGCACGCCAUGCACUCCAUCCGUCGAGCUGCUCAAUUGCGGCCUUUUAUCCAGCGCUCCGUGAUCUCCGCAUCAUCCCCGGUCUCCUCUCCCUCCACGCCGGCUCUCCUCCAGCAAUGCAAGAAUGCCCGCAGCUAUGCGACAGAAAUAGAACCCGUUGCUGCUCCCCCCAUUGACCUCGACAACUUCAUCACCAAGCCUGCCCGCAUCAUCCCCGUGUCGCCGGCCUACUUCUCCGGCAGCCCCAAGUUUUUCGACCAUAUGCUGAAGCUGGAAGCUCUUCUGGCCAAGUAUGCCGCAUUACCCACGGUGUCCCCCAGCGAAGCCCCCAGAAUGGCCUGGUUCAAGCUGCUCCAGUUCCGUGAUGCCGUGGGCGAGCCCGUCCCGACCAAGAAGUACAAGGGCCUCAUCAAGCUCCUGCAGCGUCUCAACCGCAUUGACCCCAAUGUUGCCCCGGAGGAGGUGCGAACGGCUCUCAACUUCUUCCUCCGUCCGGGUAAUCCGUAUGGAAACAAGCCCGCCCCCAGAACGGUGGAUGAACAGGGCAAGGCCCGUGGUAAGGGCAAGCGCAAGGCGUCCUCGGCGGUGGUGCACCUCGUUGAGGGUGAGGGUGAAGUGUUGGUGAACGGAAAGACGCUUAACGAGGUGUUCCCUCGUCUACAUGACCGUGAGAGUGCUGUCUGGCCUCUUCGUUGUACGUCACGGCUGGACAAGUAUAACGUGUGGGCUACCGUUCGCGGUGGAGGAGUGACCGGUCAGGCGGAGGCUAUUACACUGGCUGUUGCACGGGCUCUGCUGGUUCACGAACCUGCUCUUAAGCCUAUCCUGCGGAAGGCUGGUGUGGUUACCGUGGAUGCCCGUCGUGUGGAGAGAAAGAAGCCCGGUCAUGUCAAGGCCCGCAAGAUGCCCACCUGGGUCAAGCGGUGAAAGCAUACCUGCCUACCUUACGCCCAACUUCUUCUUCCCUCCCUCUGUUUCAUUACUCAUGUCCCCCUCUCUGGCCUUUUGGAGGGAUUGUUUCUCUACCUGUUCUCUUUUUUCCCACCCUUUCCCCCUUUAAUUUCCUUGGUUGUAUUAUUCCACUUGGCCUUGUGAUUCUCGACGAAAGUAUAUCCUGUAUUGCAAGCAUCUCAACCCGGUGUCACGAGGAUUCGUUUCAGGACACGACACUGCAUGUUCUCGGCGACAAGCAUGUAACUAUUGACGUUGAACAAUUGAACCGAAACUAUAAGUGUAGACUAUCUGUGCGACGGGGGUGUUGAGCAUGAUUGGACGUGGUAGAAAUGCCCCGUUGACUAAG
Messenger RNA from Aspergillus eucalypticola CBS 122712, 1432 nucleotides. Its product is annotated as mitochondrial 37S ribosomal protein uS9m. The transcript is spliced from 2 exons. Gene Ontology annotation, cellular component: ribosome; mitochondrial small ribosomal subunit. Lineage: Eukaryota; Fungi; Ascomycota; Eurotiomycetes; Eurotiales; Aspergillaceae. Gene Ontology annotation, molecular function: structural constituent of ribosome; RNA binding. Gene Ontology annotation, biological process: translation. The record is from RefSeq and is a predicted model, not a curated record. Bases 106 to 1059 code for a protein of 317 amino acids.